AUGGGUGUCCCGAAAUUCUUCCGAUGGCUGAGCGAGCGAUAUCCAUCAAUCUCGAUGCUGAUCGCAGAGAGCCGGAUACCCGAGUUCGACAGUCUAUAUCUUGACAUGAACGGCAUCAUUCACAAUUGUACGCAUAGUGACAGCGAUUCUCCGACGUUUCGUAUGACAGAGGAUCAAAUGUUCAUCGCAAUCUUCAAUUAUAUCGAACAUCUGUUUGGCAAGAUCAAACCCAAGAAGCUGUUCUACAUGGCGGUUGAUGGUGUAGCACCUCGCGCCAAGAUGAAUCAACAACGUGCCCGUCGGUUCCGAACUGCCUUGGAUGCAGAGACUGCAAAGGAGAAGGCGAUUCAGCAGGGUUUGGAGAUGCCAAAGGAAGAUGCCUUUGACAGCAACUGUAUCACACCGGGUACCGAGUUCAUGCAGAAAUUGACGAAACAACUCAAAUAUUUCAUCAACAAGAAGAUCUCCGAGGACACAGACUGGCAAGGCGUGGAAAUCGUUUUGUCUGGCCACGAGGUUCCCGGAGAAGGCGAGCACAAGAUUAUGGAAUACAUUCGCUGCUCGAAAGCGCAGCCUGACUAUGAAUCAAACGUUCGCCAUUGUCUUUAUGGAUUGGAUGCUGACCUAAUUAUGCUGGGUCUUCUCAGCCACGACCCUCACUUCUGCCUUCUCAGAGAGGAAGUGACCUUUGGUCGCCAAGUUUCGAAGAAACCCAAAGAACUCGAACAUCAAAACUUUUAUUUGUUGCAUCUGAGCGUGGUCCGGGAGUAUUUGGAAUUAGAGUUCCAAGAGCUUAAACAGGAAGGCGUUCUGGAUUUCCCAUUCGAUAUGGAGCGUGUCAUUGACGACUUCAUUCUCAUGGCAUUCUUCGUCGGAAACGAUUUCUUGCCAAAUUUGCCCAAUUUACAUAUCAAUGAGGGCGCUCUUGCCCUUAUGUUCAAACUCUACAAGGAGGUGCUGCCGAAGAUGGGCGGCUAUAUCAACGAGCAGGGCGUUAUUAAUGUGCAACGGUUGGGCAUGCUCGUGACGGCACUAAGUUCGGUGGAAUACCGAUUCUUUGAGGCUGAAAAUUCUGAUGCCCAAUGGCUGAAAUCGAAGAAGAACGCGGACACUGAUUCAGUGUCGCAGCAGAAGCCGAAGGAGCUUACCCUCACUGCGUCUCAGAAAGAGCUCCUGAAGACGAUCAAGAAGUACGUUCUGAACCGGUCUGACAAGGCCGCGGAGCCUCUUGACCUUCCUCCUACUUUACCAGCUCGUGACCGUACUUUUGUCGAACAUCUCGCGGAUGACCUCCGGCUGUCCUGGUCUUCGAUUGAUAAUGAGAAUGGUGAUCGCUUCAUGAGGCUUUCGUUGCCUCCGACCCAGGGUGACAGCGAAGACGACGAGGAGGAUGAGGAAGCGUCGGUUGCUGUUCAGCGUAUAAUCCGAAAGUAUGAGAAGGCCAAAGUCCAGGAGAUGACGGCCGAGGAAGCUGAGAAAGCUGCUCGCGAGAAGUAUGACGCCAAGUUCCUGGCGUGGAAAGAUAAAUAUUACCGAACCAAGUUUGGCUGGGGCCUCGAAAACAAGGAGGAGAUGCGGAAACUGGCACGAAAUUACGUGCAAGGGCUUCAAUGGGUGUUGUUCUAUUACUACCGUGGCAUUGCAUCAUGGCCCUGGUUCUUUGAGUACCACUAUGCCCCUAUGAUCUCAGAUGUGAAUGAUGGUCUCGACGCAGACAUGAAUUUCAAGUUGGGUCAGCCUUUCCGGCCGUUCGACCAGCUUAUGGGUGUCCUUCCAGAUCGCAGCAAGAAGAUCGUGCCUACUGCUUACUGGGACUUGAUGACCUCGCCCGAAUCCCCAAUCUACGAUUUCUACCCUCGUGAUUUCGAUCUUGACAUGAACGGAAAGAAGAUGGAAUGGGAGGCUGUUGUGAAGAUCCCAUUCAUUGACGAAAAGAGACUGUUGGCUGCGCUGAAAACGAAAGAGAACCAACUCACUGCAGAUGAAAAAGAAAGAAACACCUUUGGGGCCUGCCUCAAAUUCACCUAUUCUUCAGAUGUAAAUUUCGUCUACCCAUCUUCAAUGCCUGGUGUGUUCCCCGACCUCCCGAAUUGCCAUUGCAUUGAGAAUCUCUUUGAUCUCCCCGUCAUGGAUGGAUUGGUUCCUUAUGCUGGCCUGAUGGACGGCGUCCACUUGGGCGAAGCAGCGCUCGCUGGCUUCCCUAGCAUCAAGACGCUCCCCCACCAUGGGCAAUUGGGCUUCCAUGGAGUCUGUGUUUUCCAGCAAGACAGCCGCAACGAGAGCCAGGUUAUCACACUCCUUGACCCGGGCAGCCGGUCAAGCAUUGAGCUGGCUAAGUCAAAGCUUGGGAAGCGUGUUCACGUUGGCUACCCAUUCUUGCAAGAGGCUCUUGUGGUUCGCGUCUCGGACGAGCUAUUUGAUUAUAUCCUGCCCCCAGGAGAGCAACACCCCGUGUCUAUUCCCCACACUCCUCAACAAAUCGAGCAAUGGAAGAGAAAGGCGAACAAGAUUGAGAGCGCCUAUAGCAAACGCUUGGCAAUUAUCAUUGGAGACGUCGAAUCCAUGGUUCAUAUUCAACUCCUGAAGGGAAUGGCCAAGACAGAUGAUGGCGCCACUAUCAAAGAGUUUGCCGAGAUUCCCGGUCAAGAGACGGACUAUGCUCUCCAGGUGGUGGUUGAUGAUGUGAUCAACCCAGACGAGCGUUUCAUUGAACGGGCAGCACUCCCCAUUGAAGAGGAAUUCCCCGAGGGUUCCCGUGCCUUCUUCCUGGGUGACUUCAAUUAUGGAAGACCCGUGUAUGUUAGCGGACACGAAGGCGGAAAGGUGAAUGGAUUGAUCGCGGCUCUGAAAGGCCGAGAGCCAGAUUUCGGUCGAGAGCGCGUCAGGGCUGCAGAGCAGCUUUGUCCUUACAUGCCUUCGUACGCUGUUGCACGCAGUCUUCGCCUCAACCCUCUGGUACUCGCUAAGAUCACCUCCUCUUUCACUGUCGAUAUUGAAAAUCAGCGCGCAAACCUCGGUCUCAACUUGAAAUUCCAGGCAAGACAACAGAAAGUGCUUGGGUACUCCCGUCGAGGAGAAUCUGGCUGGGAAUUUAGCCAGAAGGCAGUGGAACUGAUUCAACAAUACAUGAUCAACUUCCCCGAGUUCAUUGCUGGCAUCCAGCGCAACCCUCAGAACGACCGUUAUUCUCCGACCGACUUUUACCCUGAGGAGAUUGCUUCCCUCAAAAUGAAGGAGAUCAAGGAUUGGCUCAGUUCUGUACAAGCUAAGAACUUCGAGCGAGUCCCUCUGGACGCUGAGCAACUUGACUCGGAAAUCGUGAUGUUGAUUGAGCAGGACGCUGAUCGUCUCAAUCUCGCCCAGCCGGAGAUGCACCCGAAGAAGGUUCAGCGCGUGCCACGUAGCGCCCUCCUUCGGCCUGCCGAUGUCGAGCACCGUCUCGGAAACCAAACCUUCAAGCUUGGCGACCGCGUUGUGUAUGCUCAGGAUUCUGGGAAAGUGCCAAUUGCUACCCGUGGCACUGUUGUCGGCCUCACUAGAACCCCGAGAACCCUUCUGCUCGAUGUUGUCUUUGAUUUCCCGUGCUGCCGCUACCCAGCAAACCCAGCAGGCGCAGACUCCCUGACCGUUGCCGGAUACGGUGCCCCCAUGGGUCCCCACGGAGAGGGACAACUGAGGAACGCACCUGUUCCUCCGCCCCUUAGAGGCUCCUUCAGGGGAGUCGUCGCCGGACAACUUGAUGGAGCCGGACGUGGAGGCCGUGGGGCAUUCAACAACGGGCAACCAACGACUCUCCCUUUCCGUCCCCACAAUAACGGCAGCGGCGCUCCCCGUGGUCCCCGUGGUGGUCGUGGAGGUCGUGGGGGCGGCCGAGGCGGAUAUAUCCCGAUGGAAAACGGUGACCCCAAUGAAGGUGUUGUCCAAAACAACCCUGAUUUCCGUCCGCAGAACUACAGUCGGGUUCCACCGCCGCAAGGGAUCGAUCGAGGCCGUGGCCGUGGCCGCGGUCGUGGCAGGGGCGGUCGUGGGCGGGGUUCGCCGCAGGUCAAUGCCUAG
Penicillium bovifimosum is the source of this 4056-nucleotide messenger RNA. RefSeq names its product chromatin-binding exonuclease XRN1. Gene Ontology annotation, cellular component: nucleus. The coding region runs from base 1 to 4056 and encodes 1351 amino acids. NCBI's taxonomy places the organism in Eukaryota, Fungi, Ascomycota, Eurotiomycetes, Eurotiales, Aspergillaceae. The record is from RefSeq and is a predicted model, not a curated record. Gene Ontology annotation, molecular function: 5'-3' RNA exonuclease activity; RNA binding. Gene Ontology annotation, biological process: rRNA catabolic process; nuclear-transcribed mRNA catabolic process. The transcript has 3 exons.